UUUUGUUUAUAAUCAGUUUUAGCACACUUGCUUAAAGUAUUUGCAAGGCUUUUCUAAUUUUACUUACGGAUUGUACAGGCAAGUUGAUGGGUUAGAGUUCAUCAGUACAUGUGUAUGCAAUGAGCAAGGGAAGGGACGGGCUUUGGUUUCUAUCGCGUAAGAGUAAUGUUAUACAGUAACCACGCUCUUGCCAACAAUUGUACGUUGGCAAAAAUUACAAAAUGCAUGGAAAUCCGUACGAUACAUACAAUGUUUUUGGAUUCAAAAUUCCCCGUUACAAGCUUGCCCUUUACACAGUUUUGGGCUACACAGGUAUCAUUGUCGGCUACCUUGAAUACCGGAAGCACCGUCCCCCUCCACCGAUUGAGAUCCCAGACAAGGAAGAAGAGGAAUUUGUGAAGCGUUAUGUCGCGUGGCGUUUGGAAGAAUUGAAAAAGCCAGAAUUAGUUAGGAGGCCUUUCGACCCAAAAGCGGCGGGACUUUGAUGGAUGGCUGAAUUGACACUCAGGCCAUUGAUUUCGACAUUGUCACUGGAUUUCACGCCAAUAUAUAUUACAGAUCCGGC
Molecule: messenger RNA, 565 nt
Organism: Spizellomyces punctatus DAOM BR117
Lineage: Eukaryota; Fungi; Chytridiomycota; Chytridiomycetes; Spizellomycetales; Spizellomycetaceae
Exons: 2
Coding region: 222-485 (87 amino acids)
Source: RefSeq, a predicted model, not a curated record